Trematosphaeria pertusa is the source of this 1521-nucleotide messenger RNA. Its product is annotated as alpha/beta-hydrolase. The coding region runs from base 324 to 1313 and encodes 329 amino acids. The transcript has 4 exons. Gene Ontology annotation, molecular function: hydrolase activity. NCBI's taxonomy places the organism in Eukaryota, Fungi, Ascomycota, Dothideomycetes, Pleosporales, Trematosphaeriaceae. The record is from RefSeq and is a predicted model, not a curated record.
UGCUGAGACAUUCCACGAAACUCUUCAUGGAACGAACUUACCUUCCAAUAUCUUCACUUCAUUUUCGUAUUCGUUGUUCGCCCGGCGGAAUCGGUACCCACGUGAUUGAUGGUUGUUCGGCUACUACAACCCUAGCGCCAUCACGUCAUCACCUUGAUUAGAAAGCGACAUUGCCGAAGGGCGCGUAUAGCCGACGCAACAAGUAGCCCGUUUGUAAGGUCACCUUGCUUUACUUCGACUCGUUCUUCGUCCUUUAGGACUUUUCCUCUCGUUGUUGAAAUUCGUUUCGUCCCACUCUCAACUAGAACAGCUAGCCCGCAAAUAUGUCGGCUUCAGCAAUCACUACCCAAGAUGCAAAGUUUAAGAGCCUGGGAUUGUCAAAGAUGACGGUGAACAAGGAGCAAGUGUGUUGCUAUAGCCGCGGUUUAGGUGCAGCCUCCGACGGCAAUCCGAUACUCGUAUUGAUACACGGGUAUCCGCAGUCUUCCUACGGGUGGCGUCACAUGAUUCCGCUUCUCCCACCGGAUGCGCCCAUCUUCGCGCCCGAUCUUCCCGGCUACGGCGCGAGCGCUCCGAUCGAGCAGAACGACAAACUUAGCGUCGGAAAGGCACUCAUGUCCGCUUUGAAAACAGAAGUCAAGAGGACAUCGAGCGCAAAUUUGUCCCGGAUCCCUGUAGUGCUUAUCGGCCAUGAUCGAGGCGCUAGAGUCGCUCAUCGCCUCGCCGUCAGCGGCGUCGAGGGGGUCCACAUCUUAGGCGUGUGCUUGAUCGAUAUAGUGCCAACCACCACGCAAUGGGAGGCAUCAUCUAAAGCCGCCGCAGUAGUGGGCUACUUCCACUGGCCGUUCCUGGCGAACGUCGACCUCGCAGACCGCAUGAUCACCGCCUUUGGUGGGGACAACUGGUGCCGCGAAAUGACGCUCCGCUGGGCCGGUAAGAACGCCAAAGGCCUCGGCAAUCUGAAAGCGGACAAUGCACUAGAUAUAUACACUCAGUUCUUCAUGCAGCCUCACACUGUGCAUGCGUCAAACGAGGAUUACAAAGCCGGCGCAACUGUGGAUGUCGAAGCGCAGACGGAGGAUCAGAAGGCGGGACGCAGGAUUGCGUGCCCGGUGCUGCUGCUUUACAGUGAGAGUUAUAUUGGGAGCAGGUAUGAGUUCCCGGAUGUGUGGAGGGGGUGGGUGAAGGAUGGGGUACGGAUCGAUAGUCAUGGGUGGGGAGAUGGGAUUGGGCAUUUUGGGGCGGAGGAGGCGCCGGAGGAGAGUGCGGGGGUUGUUGGGGAGUGGUUGAAGGGGCUGGGUGGUGGUAGGUGAGGUGUAAGGCUGGUGGAUGUUACAAGUGGCAGAAGUCGACUAGUAUUAGUUUCUGAAAGUCUUUAAUUGGCCAUGCUCCAGAGGAUUAAGACCACUCCGCGGCCUUUGUUAGUCCCCAACGCUAAUACGAGUUUAUGUAACCGUAGCUUGUGGCAGACUUGGCGAAGUUUGGGGCUACUGGUUGUUUACGAUAUAUUCUAGGUACUUC